This is a messenger RNA of Octodon degus (degu), 2174 nucleotides long. It is a transcript of the gene Tssk4, whose product is annotated as testis specific serine kinase 4. NCBI's taxonomy places the organism in Eukaryota, Metazoa, Chordata, Mammalia, Rodentia, Octodontidae. The record is from RefSeq and is a predicted model, not a curated record. The coding region runs from base 535 to 1539 and encodes 334 amino acids. The transcript has 4 exons. Gene Ontology annotation, biological process: microtubule cytoskeleton organization; protein phosphorylation; intracellular signal transduction. Gene Ontology annotation, cellular component: cytoplasm. Gene Ontology annotation, molecular function: tau-protein kinase activity; protein serine/threonine kinase activity; ATP binding.
ACACUAAUAAUGAUCCUCCUGCUUCAGCCUCCGGAAGUUCUGGGAUAACAGGUGUGUGCCACCUCACCUAGAUAUGAACCAUUCUUUUUCAGCUUGUGACUCCAACUCGCUCUAUAGAUGUAGCAGGUGCGCAAUCAACAUGAAGGGACAAGAUCGAUGGUGACAUGUCACCACACUGCAGAACAUUUCUCUAGUAAUGAAUGCUUUCCAAACUGCACUUCAGUCUCAAACUUUGUGACAACUGACAGAUAGGGGGAUUGUGAGGUGUAUAGAAUUUGAGACCUUGAGGAGUUCCAUAUCCAAGGAGAAGUAACCACAGCCAGUGGAGACAGAUCUGCUCCUCUUAUUUGCUCCCUCAAGUUUUUAGCAGAGGGCUAAGCCCAGCAUCUCAGCCUUGUGUGACUACAGAGUCAGGUGUCUAUAGAGACAAAUUUCUUUUUGGUACCCUAGCUUUCUGUGGCUCAAGGGAUUGUCCUCUUAGGACACAGAGGCUUCUGAGCAGCAGGGUACACUUCUGUUGACAAGCCUGACACCAUGGGGAAAGGAGACAGCACAGAGGCAGCACCAAACACCACAUCAAAUCGCAGUGUCCUAGAGGAGUAUAAUUAUAAGGUGGGCAAGGUCAUUGGCACUGGCUCCUAUGGCACUGUGUAUGAGGCUUACCACACAAAGCAAAAGGUCAUGGUGGCUAUCAAGAUCAUCUCAAAGAAAAAGGCCUCUGAGGACUACCUUAACAAGUUCAUGCCCCGGGAGUUACAGGUAAUGAAAAUCUUGCGGCACAAGUACCUCAUCAGCUUCUAUCAGGCCAUUGAGACCACAUCUCGAGUGUACAUCAUUUUGGAGCUGGCUCAGGGUGGUGACGUCCUUGAAUGGAUCCAGCGCUAUGGGGCCUGCUCUGAGCCCCUUGCUGGCAAGUGGUUCUCCCAGAUGACCCUGGGCAUGGCCUACCUACACGGCAAGGGCAUCGUGCACCGCCUGAUCACCAACCUUUCUGCUACUGGCAGGGAUUUAAAGUUGGAGAACCUGUUGCUGGACAAGCAGGAGAACGUAAAGAUUUCAGACUUUGGCUUCUCCAAGAUGGUGUCUUCUAACAAGACUGGCCAUAGCAGCCCCUCUUACCAGCGCUCCAGCAUCUUUUCUCAAGUCAGCCAGACUUACUGUGGUAGCUUUGCUUAUUCCUGUCCAGAGAUCUUGCGAGGCUUGCCCUACAACCCUUUCCUGUCUGACACCUGGAGCAUGGGUGUCAUCCUCUAUACUCUAAUGGUCGCUCAUCUGCCCUUUGAUGACACCAAUCUCAAGAAGCUGCUGAGAGGGACUCAGAAGGAGGUCACUUUCCCACCUAACCAUGCCAUCUCCCAGGAGUGCAAGAGUUUGAUUCUCCAGAUGCUGUGCCAAGCUGCCAAGCGUGCCACCAUCCUGGACAUCAUCAAGGACCCCUGGGUGCUCAGAUUUCAGGCUGAACCACCAACCCAUGAGAUCAAGCUGCUUGAGGUCAUGUUCCAGCCUCCCAACACCACUAAUGCACAACCAUUGGAAUGAGAUGAAAGUGGUUGAGGCAAGGGCCUGAGGGGAUCCAGACAGAGGGUUUGGGUUGACAAAUCUUUUACACCAAAAAUAAAUCCAAUUUUCAUAGACUUUUAUCAACUAGGGUCAAAGAUGGGUUACUAAAGGGAAUCUUAGUGGGAAAACUACACUCGGGUGGAUUUUUGCUCUAAGCCUAGAACCAGGAAUCUUGGCUGCUAUUCAUUUUAUUUUAAGGUUUACAGUGCAGCUUGUGUGGUAGGGGUAUGCAACACCUGAGUUUAGAUUUUGCAAGCUCUGUUAUUCUAAGUAUGUACUUUCUCAUUUUAUAUCCUUUGUUCUCUAAUGUUCAAGGAGUGGGUGGGCAGACACCCUGGCUGUUGCAUUUUGACUGUGGCUUUAUUUGUACAUAGUCCAAAGUGAUGACAUCAGUUGGUCUUUCACAAAUGAAUAUUAGGGUAUAUUUAAUACCCGGGUUCCUUCAGUGUCCUCCACUGCCAUGUUAAUCUCUGAAAAUAAUACCAGGGUGUUAAGGUCCUCCACUGCUACCCCAUAUGCAGAAGUGACUAGAAGUGAUAGAAAUCUAACCAAGCCUCUUAGUGGUAAAUGUAAUCAAUAAUGGUUUCUGGAUAAAGGAUGCCUAUCUGCCUGGC